GUAAGUUUAAAAAACAACAACUGAACAAAUAUAAAAAUGUAUAAUCAGAAAGAAACAUAAUAGGAGGACAGGACAGGAUGUUGUUAAUGUGCAGUGUAAUUAGACGGUGGGCUGGCUUCCAACACUGAGGCUGAGCGGAUCCUGUGACCUCCCGACAGUCUGUUCAAGAUGGCCGCUUGAGUGGAGCAUUUACACAUCUUCAAUAAAACUCAUCCAACAGCGACCGCUUCGCAAACAACUUUGACGGGUCUUAUCACAGGAUGAAACGACCAUACCGGCGACGGUUGUUCCUUUGUCGACACGGAAGAUGAGCGUUACCGUUGAGGACGACGUCGGAGUUAUGGAAUAAACCAGGAAUUGGAGGGGAUCAAGGGCCCUUUGUUUUAGCCCAGUAUGGACAGCUUCUUCAAGGCAGCAGUAUGUGAUCUGGAUAAACUGCUGGAUGACUUUGAGCUCAAUACUGAGGAGCAUGAAUGCAAAUCGGUUUUCCUGAAGCCUUCAGCGUACCCCUUCUCCUCUCUGGGCCCUCAGUGUUUGUCUUCCGAGGCGUCCACUGUCCCACCGAACCUCCCUGACCUUAAUUCUCUUCAUUAUGGUUCUGCCACCAGCUGUCCCGACAGCUCCACCAGUCACAACCGCAGCACUGAUGACAGAGAGGUCAAAGGUCAGCCUCUCACCGGAGUGGACCUUCUCUCCUCUGUGGAUCGCAGGCCCGCUAAAAGCUCUGCGCCUCCCUGCCCCGAUCGGGCUCUGAAGCCGGUGUGUGACCUUGUGAAUGACACAAGCUCAGCCAUCCUGGUCCGGGCCAACAGCCACGAUGCUUUCAGCGAGCUGGACAUGGUGGAAAAGCAAAUGGAGGAGGAGGAGACGCUGCUUGUGGACUUCAGCAGCCCUGUGGUGAGUGUACGUGGAGAGGAGCAAGGGGGGCUUAGCCAAAGCGCCGGCUGUAGAGACACCACGCAAGAGCAAGCCUCUGCAGGGAAAGACGAACUGUUGGGUCUAGAAUCACAGGAGCAGGUCGGUGGAUACUCUGCCUCACUCUGCCUGCUGGACGUUAUUCUUCCUGCUGCUGUGGAGACGAGCUGCGAGUCCACAGAUGAGUCACUGUCACUUAAGACCACAGAGUCAGCUGACAGAGAGGAGAAGGAUUGUGAGGAGGUGGCUUGCAUAAACCAAGUAGUGGAUGCCUCCUUAGACCACUGUAAACAAGAGGGCAACCUGCCUGUUGAAAGCAGUAAAGAAGUUACAACAACCUCAGAGAAUAAAGAGGAUGAGUCAAAAGAAACUUUGGAGAAAUGUGAGGGAGAGUCUAUAAAUGCAGCAGCCUCAGAGAGUGAACCAGUGGGUUUGUCAUGCCUGCCCAUAGCUGUAUCCAUGUGUGGAGCUCUGGUGAGCCAAAAGACCACAGAAGAUGAGUCGGGGGAAGCUACAGAGCAGUGUGAAGAGGCAGACGCAUCUGAGAGCACAGAGGCAGACUCCCUGUCAGCCUUGGAAGCCAGGGAGAACAGGUCCUGUUUAGAGGAACCUGCUGACUCGGGAGUCUCUGUGUCCCAGCAGCUCGCAGGGGGCCGGCUGUCACCAGAGGGGCAGCAGCAUCUCUCUCCUGAACCCGCUGCUGUCGCCCCCCCUGCGGACCUUCCCUCCUCUGAUCGCUCAGAACCCAGCCCAGUCGACCCUCCCGAGUUUGGCUUCGAGUAUCUGCCGGAGAGCGACCAGGCCGAGAUGCUGGUCACAGACGAGGAGUUGGAUGCGUUCCUGCAGGCGCACACGGAGGCAGAGCAGGAUAGAGGCGUCUCUUGUUGCAGCAGCUCUGGUGAUUUUACUCAACCCGAGAGUCUCUCAGAAUCCAACGGGGAUCUGGAGGACAGGCUCGCAGAAGAGGAACUGAGGAUCUGUAGUCGGGCGAGACGAGAGGAACUAGAGGGCCUGGCUUCCCCAGAAAGUGACAGAACAAUAUGUGUUUCUGUAGAGGGAAGUUUAAACCCUGAUGCUCCGUCACUAUCGCAGGACUCGUGUCAAGAAGAGCCAGAACUCUCCUCUGGGGGAAGCCAUUCUUUGACCAGCAACACUUUCCAGUCCCAGUACAGCAGUAGCUCUGAUCAACAGCCCUCCUAUGGAGGUGCCAGACCUAAACAGCUACACUGCCAAACUGCAAGAUCUCAACCAGCAGGGGAAGAAGAGGAGCAGGCUCAGGUGCUCAGCGGUGGAGCCGGCACAGUAGAGGCUGAAGAGAGUUCACCCACAAGCCCCGGUCUCAUAGAAGAGCAUUCCAACAUUAGCCCGAUAUACGCAGCUCAUGAGCAUCAGGAUUACAGCGUGGGGUACGACGAACUCUCAGAGCCCCCGCCUUACCCCGGGGAGCCCCCCUCAGAAGGUGCCAGGUCGGUGAACUGGAAGAGAGAGGGAGCGGAGGAGCUGGGGUGCAGGCAGCCUGCUUGGGUGCCGGACUCUGAAGCUCCCAACUGUAUGAACUGCUACCAGAGGUUCACGUUUACCAAGAGGCGGCAUCACUGUCGAGCCUGCGGGAAGGUCUACUGUGCCGUGUGCUGCAACAGGAAGUGUAAGCUGAAGUACCUGGAGAAAGAGGCUCGCGUGUGCGUCAUCUGCUUCGAUAGUAUACACAGAGCCCAGGCCCUAGAGCGGAUGAUGAGUCCAACGGGUCCCAGCCCGAACCCCAACGUCCCAUCUGAGUACUGCAGCACCAUCCCCCCUUUGCAGCAGGCCCGUGCCGCCGGCACUCUCAACUCUCCUCCGCCUACCGUCAUGGUUCCCGUGUCCGUUCUCAAACAGCCAAGCAACGACAGUUGUCCUCGUGAACAGAAGCGCGUGUGGUUCGCUGAUGGCAUCCUGCCCAACGGAGAAGUGGCAGACACAACCAAGCUGUCGGUGACGAGCCGCAGGAGCUCACAGGAAUUUGGCGUCGCACCAGACCAAACAACACCUGGCUCAGCGGGGUCAGAGGUCGGAGUCGGUAACUCGUUGAGCCCCGAGGCUUCCGGGGUGGUAGAGGUGGUUCGGCCUCCGGUGUCCGGACCCUGGGACUACGCCCUGCUCUCUGGAAUCGGUUCUUCAGUGAAGAGGAUUCCCAGUCUGCUGACGGAUAACGAGGAUGAGCUCCCUCCUCUGCUCAUCACCACCGGAGAAGAUGAAGCUGGAGAUGUUUUAGUUGAGGAAAGUCCUGCCCCGUGUCAGAUCCUGCACUUAUUAGAGGAAGGAGGACCUCGUCCUUUGACGUUCGUCCUGAACGCCAACCUGCUAGUCAACGUCAAACUGGUCACAUACUCCAGUCGGCAGUGCUGGUGUUUUGGCUCUAACGGGCUUCAGGCUCUGGGACAGAGAGAGCUGGUGUUUCUGGUGGAGUGUUUGCCCGAAGAAAAAACUCUGCCAAGAGACCUCUUUACACUCUAUCUCAACAUUUACCAAGAUGCCCAAAAAGGCAAGUUUUUGGAGGAGCUGGAUAACGUGACGUUCACCAGCAGUUUCCUGGGCAGUAAGGAUCAUGCCGGGGUGCUGUUCUUCUCUCCCACCUGUCAGCCUCUAGAAGGCCUCACUCUCCCCUCGCAGCCCUUCCUGUUCGGCCUGCUUAUCCAGAAACUGGAAGUGCCCUGGGCCAAAGUCUUUCCACUCAGACUGCUCCUACGGCUCGGAGCUGAAUACAGCGUGUAUCCCACUACAUUGGUUAGUGUUCGUUUUCGGGACUCUGUGUAUCGAGAGACGGGACACACCAUUAUGAAUUUACUGGCUGACCUGAGGAACUACCAGUACAGUCUGGCGGUCGUGGAGGGCCUGAGGAUCCACAUGGAGAUGGGCCACAGCUACAUCGACAUUCCCAAAAGUAGCUUCAAUGAGAUGCAGAAGGUGGUAAAUUCAUCCAACGAGCACGUCAUCAGUAUCGGAGCGAGUUUCAGCUCUGAGGCCGACUCUCACCUGGUGUGUUUCCAGAAUGAGGACGGAAACUAUCAGACGCAGGCCAACAGCAUGCCUGGAAAGACCCGCACAGUGACUGGAGCCAGUUUUGUGGUGUUCAAUGGAGCGCUGAAAGCCUCCUCAGGCUUUAUUGCCAAGUCCAGCAUUGUUGAAGACGGGUUGAUGGUGCAAAUCCCUCCGGAGACCAUGGAGUCCCUGCGCACCGCGCUGAGGGAGCAGACAGACUUCCACAUACCCUGCGGCAGGAAUGAUGGAGGGGAGGUCAGAGAGAACGUCACCGUCCGCUGGGUCAACUGGAGUUCGCCUGUCAACACAGGCAUAAGUAGCGCGGUUGAUGGAAAACCUCUGGACGGAGUCCGCAGUGUGAGGAUGCAGCAGGACGCCGAGUUCGAGGUGGACGGACGCACCAUCCAGUGCACUGAGGUGUUCUACCAGCUGAAGACUCCAGACUGCAGCCUGGCGUCGGUGCUGCAGUCCUGCAGCGUGUUUCAGAAGGAGAUCGCUUUGGCCGCGUGCAGCGCUCUGACACCUCAUCUCGCCGUUCUCACCUGCAGCGGCAUCAACUCGCUCUCCCUUCGCAUCUCCACACAGGCCGACAUGGUGGAGUACCAGGCUGGUUCCGGAGGCAGGCUCCUCCCUCAGCGCUACAUGAACGAGCUGGACGGCGCUCUGAUCCCCGUCAUCCACGGAGGUAGCGCUAGCGUCCCACAGACUGCCAUGGACAUGGAGUUCAUCUUCUACAUCACAAACACCAUCUAAUGCACACGCAGACCAUGACACACUCAAACUAUGAAGAGAGAGAGAGAAAAAAAAAUCCACUUAACAAAAAAAAUAAAAGGUGGUCGAGCACAGAAGGAGAAGCUGUCGGUUGUAGCGGGACGUGCUAAUGCUGCAGCUAAUUGUGCACAGGUGGACACGCAGCCAAUCAGAGAGGACAAGUAGCUGCCGGUAAAACAUUCCCACUCCGGGAGGGAAUGUCGUAACCUUUUUUUGUUGGAUUUCGGAAGGAUAUAAACUGAUGCGAUGUUGGAACCAUUGUAUGUUUGUGCGUUUCGUGCUCACCAAAGCUGCUUUAAUACAAGAAGCCAAACACUAAACAAGGAAUACGACAACACGACCAAAUACAACCAAACUAUUCAAACCGUUUUUUCUUUCUUCUGCUCUGCCUUCCAGGCUCCCCGCUGGCCUCCCGUCAGCUCGGACGCACCUCGAUGAAUGUCUCCCCACAGACACUCUUUAUCGAAAUGUCUCUCAUUUGGGUGUAUUUAUUAUCUUUCAACAUGGGCGUAUUGAAUGAAAAAUAGUGAAAUUGGGGGCAGGGGACAUUACUGACCGCAGUAUUCAGGACUUUCAGAGGUGUGAUGCAUAUAUGAUCAGGUGCUACUAUAUAGCCGCUUCGCAUACGUAGCUGGCCUGUUUUUAAAACACCGCAGGGAUGAAAAGAUCAUCAUCAUCUCAUUUCCUCUCAAGGUACUAUGCUCUCAUUUCACACGCUGGUUUUUGAUGAGACUGCAACAUCGGGCCUCAUGCGAGAACAUUUUUAUAUUCUUCUCCUUAACUUUAGCUCUGUGAGGUUUGCUCGUACGAGUGAUCCAAAUCUGAUUCACCAACUCUUGGCGUAAAUGGCUCAUUUCAUUGUGAUGAAUGUCAGCGGUUUGUGAGAUUUGAUCAUUAGUAUAAUUGAUGCCCGCAUUGCUACAGAUUUAAUUAGCAAAAAGAGCUGCCGACAGCUGCCAACAACAUAAACAAGACAGAAAAUAAAGAAGGAAUGAUCUGAAAUGAAGUAAAAUGCAAAAAACAAAUGUCUCGCUAAAGCAAAGCGCUACGUGAUUUAGAUGAAAGGUCGUAAAAGGGACGAGACAGUUAUGGAGACGGAUGAGAGAGUAUUAAACAGAUGAGAUGAGAGAUGCUUGUAUGGACAGAGAGACCCUGAGGAAGCUGAAGGAACAACUGCAGAACUCUAAUGACCUGCCAAAGUUAAUUUUAAUCGAUUUCAGUAACAUUUAAAAAGUAAAAUCGUUCGGAUUAAAGUUUUAUUUCAUUCUAAAAUUACUGUGGAGAAAAUCUGAACUUGACUCGUUCAGCACGUCUGGACCACUUGUGAAUUUUGUUUCUACCAAAGAGAAAAUAAGUGAAGGCGA
Messenger RNA from Thunnus maccoyii (southern bluefin tuna), 6068 nucleotides. RefSeq names its product zinc finger, FYVE domain containing 16 (gene zfyve16). Gene Ontology annotation, cellular component: early endosome membrane. The coding region runs from base 394 to 4686 and encodes 1430 amino acids. Gene Ontology annotation, molecular function: metal ion binding. The record is from RefSeq and is a predicted model, not a curated record. Gene Ontology annotation, biological process: endosomal transport. The transcript is spliced from 19 exons. Lineage: Eukaryota; Metazoa; Chordata; Actinopteri; Scombriformes; Scombridae.